AUGCAUUUUCGGGCUGUCGUUCCGGCGGCGUCAUUCCCCUCGAGUUCAUCGCUGUACAACCGCCUCUUCGUUGCCAGAGAGUUCCUCCGGCAGCGCGCCGCUGGCGUUGAGCUGUCGAGAUCACAAGAAACCGAAGGCAUACGUGGCAUUUUGGAAAGCAAGGCCUACCAGAAAAUUCUACAGUACCCCGGAGAACUUUGGCCGGGCGAACACGAUGAGAGUCGUUUCCCUCCCGUAGCAGAGUUUGACUGGGGUCAUCUGUCUCAACAACCCGUGCCCGGGUUCGAGGUUCAGCCGCUGCCCCCAUGGAUGCAGCCCGCAGAUCCUUCUCAGGCAGAAAUUGCGCCGUCCUACGUGCACGUGCGCGACGCGUCAAUGCUGCUCAACGCAGCGUGGUUUUCGUCUCCUUGUGCUUUUCGAUCAACGGGUCAGGCAGAGCAGGCGGCCAGUGAAUGGGCUGAAGCAGACGCCUCGCUGCCCCGGCUUCCGGACAUUCACGAAGUGGCAGAACAAACCCAAGUGGGCAAAGUGCCGCGGCUUCCAGUCAAGCUCUUUAGCCCCGCAGUGGAUCCCCGUACAAAACGGCCGUUGAACCCUAUUUUGUUUGUUGGGUGCCGGCUGGACGGUGCGGCAGAGUUGGGGUCUAGCCAGCACUGCGCUAGCGCACCAGCGUUCCCUCGUUUUCACGUGAGGGGCCGCGGUGUGCUGGGCAGGUGGGGACCGAAUCACGCGGCGGACGCGCUGUUGACAGCCCGGAAUCCUGAAAACGGGAAGCUUCAGGUGGCUCUCAUCCGUCGAACGGAUGGAAGUGGAAGAUUUGCAAUGCCAGGCGGAUUUGUAGACCCUACAGAUGGCCCGUUCAUCGUUACGCCAACUGUGCGCGAAUUUUUGGAGGAGGCGGUUUCAUACGAAGAGGACGCAGACACAGCAGACAGCCAGCGUCUUUAUGAGGAGACUUUGAGCGCUCUGCGAAAUGUAUUCGGGUUUUUUUCCAGGGACAAAAGCACCGGUGCAAUCGUGUGGGAGAGUGAGCAGGCAAUUAAGUGGGGGAACCUCAUAUACGCCGGCUAUGUGGAUGACGAAAGGAACACUGAAAACGCGUGGAUGGAAACCAUAAUUCUUCACUGGCAUGUUAGCGCUCAAGAUUACGCGCGACUGCAUCUUCAGGCAGGAGACGAUGCUUCGCUGGGGUCUGCCGCGUUCUACGACAUCGACGGCGAUCCGCACCUUGUUGCUCUUGGCGUUGACCCGCUGAAAGAUUUAUACGCCUCUCACUCGGCCUUCUUGGUGAAGGUCAUCGAACAGCAUUUUCCAGAUGAGGCUUACUUGCUUGCAAAAGCAGCUUGA
Besnoitia besnoiti is the source of this 1347-nucleotide messenger RNA. RefSeq names its product nudix -type motif 9 isoform a family protein. Gene Ontology annotation, molecular function: ADP-ribose diphosphatase activity. The transcript is spliced from 5 exons. The record is from RefSeq and is a predicted model, not a curated record. NCBI's taxonomy places the organism in Eukaryota, Apicomplexa, Conoidasida, Eucoccidiorida, Sarcocystidae. The coding region runs from base 1 to 1347 and encodes 448 amino acids.